AUGGACAUGGAAUCUUCUAGCAAAAUGGAUUCUUCUUUUCAAUUUUGUCAUCCUGAAUCGACUACGGAUGCUACAAAGAAGCGGUUUCGAUUCUCGUUAAUGAAUGACGACGGUCUUACUACGCUUGCAGAGACCAAGAGACCACGAGGAAGAUCUCGCGUUCCUGACAAAGCAGUACUCUCCACGACACACGAGCUUCGUUUGCUGCGAUCACAAGUAGCAUCCAUGGAAGAAGAACUUCGUAGGCUGCAAUCCAAGUGGAACGAACAUUUACCUGAUAAACGCAUCUUGGCUACAGCUCAGCAUUCAGCUCGCAAGAAACGCGCAGUGGCUCAGAUACAAGGAACACAAAUGGAAUUACAAGAGAUGAUUCUACAACAGCAACUGAUGUUUGCGACGCUACAGACAGCCGUUUUCCGUGCACCAUUGCACUCAUGUGGUCAGGAGAUUUUGAAUUCGCUGCAUUUGGACACACAUUUCGGACACGAUGCAGUAGAGCGCAGCAAGACGCUCAUUGCCCACACCGAACGCUCGCUUGCGACAGUGCCUUCAGCCGUUAAGCGUUUUACGACAAUGGCACUGAAUAAAAUGAUCGCACUUCAAGACAAAGAAGGCCGUAGCGACAAACCAAUGCUCCCACUAUCUCAGAUUGAUGUCACCGGUUGCAAGGAUGGCACGCUCGUGACCAGUGUUUAUAUGUCAGAGAUCCCGCACCAUUCACUAGAGAAUGUAUACGCGGCAGUGGUGGCGUAUCACGACAACAUCGAAGUCGUAAUGAAACGUCACUUUGGCAUUCAUGCAACGCGUACGAGGCUCAACAGCCAUGAUUCACCAACAGCUUACUGGCGGCUAAAUUUUGAAGGGGUUGGAAUACCAAUAACGGUGAAUCAUAUCUUGUGCUCGGAACUAACACCAUCGCACGGAGUGAUACACAUGGACGCAGUCCUGCAUGACCCGCUGUAUCCAGAAUCGCGAAAUAGCAAAUUGCAGUUUGGCAUCUCGGGGCUUACCUUAACGCCGCGAAAGGAUCAUGUGACGGGUAAAGUUGUGGCUGUUACCCUGCGAUGGAUGGUUUUGUACCGCUACAAGAUGUUGCCGGACGAUCCGGCACUACGGAAGGACUUAGACUUGAUUCGUCCCAUUUUAAACGGUGAUUUGAUCACUGCUUCAGUGUGCACGUACCUUCAAGAACUGCAUCAACGGAAAUAA
Peronospora belbahrii is the source of this 1209-nucleotide messenger RNA. NCBI's taxonomy places the organism in Eukaryota, Oomycota, Peronosporomycetes, Peronosporales, Peronosporaceae. The record is from the annotation of a GenBank genome assembly.